Messenger RNA from Syzygium oleosum, 1231 nucleotides. Its product is annotated as dihydrofolate reductase. Bases 202 to 882 code for a protein of 226 amino acids. The record is from RefSeq and is a predicted model, not a curated record. The transcript has 6 exons. Lineage: Eukaryota; Viridiplantae; Streptophyta; Magnoliopsida; Myrtales; Myrtaceae.
CUGAAAUCCGUCCUUCGUUUUCACUCAAACUCCCCACAGAAACAGGGGAGAGGGAGACAAUCGUUCGUUCGUUUUCCAUUCAACUCCCCCCUAGAAAAGGGAGACCCUUCGCCUUUUUCAACGCGCCCUUUAAAAACUUGAAGGGCUUCAUCUUCGAAUUCACCUUCGACACCACCAUAACAGAGAGGGGGGGAGAGGGAGAUGGGCAUCGGAGGAGAUGAGAUGGGGAAGGAACAGAGACCCAGGAUCCUGUGCCUCCACGGCUUCAGGACCAGCGGGGAGAUUUUGAAGAAGCAGGUCCUCAAGUGGCCCGACUCCGUCCUCCGCGACGUCGACCUCGUCUUCCCCGACGGCCCUUUCCCCGCGCAGGGCAAGUCCGACGUCGAAGGCAUCUUCGACCCUCCCUACUUCGAGUGGUUCCAGUUCAACAAGGAAUUCACGGAGUACACCAAUUUCGACGAGUGCCUCGCUUACAUCGAAGAUCUCAUGAUCAAGCAAGGACCUUUCGAUGGUCUCCUGGGUUUCUCACAGGGGGCGAUGUUGUCGGCGGCGCUUCCAGGGCUUCAGGCGAAGGGAGUGGCACUGACGAAGGUGCCAACGAUCAAAUUCCUUAUAAUCAUCGGAGGGGCCAAGUUGAAGUCGCCAUCGGUGGCUGAGACAGCAUAUGCUUCUCCCAUACAAUGCCCGUCUCUCCACUUUUUAGGAGAGACUGAUUUUCUGAAGCCAUAUGGGUUAGAACUGUUGGAGUCGUGUGUGGAUCCUUUCGUAGUUCAUCAUCCCAAAGGCCACACCAUUCCCAGGCUUGAUGAAAAGGGAUUGGAGACAACGACGAGGUUCCUCGACAGGAUUCGGGACGUGUUGGCAGGGGAUGAAGAACAGUAAUCGACCACCAUUGGGCGAUUUUACUAUAGAGAUUUACGAGUCUUGUUUGCUCUACUCAGAUGCCUUAAUAGUUUAAGCAUCUAUUCAUGAUCCAAACUUUGGUCAUUUCAUAAGUUCUGUACGUUUGACAUUCAAAUGUAGCUCAAUAGGUCGGAUCUAGGUUCAGAGCCUGAACUACAUGCAUGCACUGUAACCGAUAGAUGAUCGCGGCGUCCAGGUUCCACACCCUUAAUGACCAAGCGAGUGAUGCUAGGUAUAUCAGCCGUGCGUAUUCUCCACGAGCUGAUUUAUUAGUGUUAAUUCGGUCAUUGACAAUAAAUCUGAAGUCGUUCUUAUCUGUUUCAAUGUG